AUGGUCCACAGAGCAUGGCCUUAUGCUAAAAUCGGAACCGUUGGAUACGUUGAUAUGGGAUCGUCACAAACAAACACCCCAAGAUUGUAUGGCUGGAAAGACAAUGAAGCUUCUGGAUCUAACCAUGAAUUUAUUCGGCAAUGGCGGAAAAGAACAGUGGCUAUAUCAUUGGAAGCGUAUUGGUAUAGAAAACCCCACAAUAUUGUCAGCGUUACCAAAUCCUUUAACUAUCUACAUAGUAAUAAUUUCACGUUCAGCAAUGUGUUAAACAUUGCAAUGCUGGUACCGUUACAACACCCUUCAAGCAUUGUGAUUCAUAGUUGA
Molecule: messenger RNA, 324 nt
Organism: Paraglomus brasilianum
Lineage: Eukaryota; Fungi; Glomeromycota; Glomeromycetes; Paraglomerales; Paraglomeraceae
Source: the annotation of a GenBank genome assembly